AUGUCGCCCUUGGGCUCCGCUUCUGGCUUGCAGAGGCAGGGCAGGGGCGUUGGGCAGAAGAACAAUACAAUUGACAACUUGCUGCUGGGUUACCAUGUCCAAGACAGAGAUCUCAGAAAGAUCCACAAGGCUGCCUGCAUGGGCAACACAGCACAAGUGCAGCAGAUUCUGUUCUUGGGGGAAAAUGGCGUGGAUGAUAGAGACAAGAUGAACAGCAAUUACGAAAUAAUUUGCCGACAUAAAGAAGAAAUCAUGCUUAAAAAUUCUUUGCAAAACAGCAAUCCUGGAUCAGAUAAGAAUGCUGAGGAAGAUUCUAUGACCAGGCGUUCCGACACACCUGUUCCUGAUGAUUCAUGGUCUACAUCAGCUAGCCAAGACUUUGAUUUUGGUACCAAGCGUACGUCUGAGAAGCCCAACAAAUAUGUUCCUCAUGUCUCUGGAGCUGUGGAUCGGAAAGGGCAAAGUAUAUUAAAUGGACAAGUAGAAGGAGCAGAUAAGAAUGCUGAGGAAGAUUCUAUAGCCAGGCUUCCCGACAAACCUGGUCCUGAUGACUCAUGGUCUACAUCAUCUAGCCAAGUCUUAGAUUUCGGUACCAAGCGUACGUCUGAGAAGCCCAACAAAUAUGUUCCUCAUGUCUCUGGAGCUGUGGAUCGGAAAGGGCAAAGUAUAUUAAAUGGACAAGUAGAAGGAGCAGAUAAGAAUGCUGAGGAAGAUUCUAUAGCCAGGCUUCCCGACAAACCUGGUCCUGAUGACUCAUGGUCUACAUCAUCUAGCCAAGUCUUAGAUUUCGGUACCAAGCGUACGUCUGAGAAGCCCAACAAAUAUGUUCCUCAUGUCUCUGGAGCUGUGGAUCGGAAAGGGCAAAGUAUAUUAAAUGGACAAGUAGAAGGAGCAGAUAAGAAUGCUGAGGAAGAUUCUAUAGCCAGGCUUCCCGACAAACCUGGUCCUGAUGACUCAUGGUCUACAUCAUCUAGCCAAGUCUUAGAUUUCGGUACCAAGGAAGGAACUUCAAAGGCAGCAAUGGAAGCAAAUGAAGAUGGUGUUGGUAUUAUUGAAAAUGUGAAGCCAGAGCAAGCAGUUAAUGACAGUUUGACUUCUGCUGGUGGAGUGCAUAAAAAUUACAGAAGUGAUAUCAUGUCAGCAUUAAAAUUAGGAGAAGAGGGAGAUGUAGAACCACCUUCUCUUCCUGAGUAUCAAGUUCCAUUAAAGGUUGAAGAAAAAAAGAAGCACAGAGGAAGUGACAUGGAAGUAUCAGAAAACAUACAUGAUGCUGCGGCUGCUGGAUUAAUUCCACAAAGACAGAAUGGAAAAACUGAUAACCAUCAAUUGCCUAUUACAGAAAAUAAAGAGUCUGAUAGGAGGGAACCUGGUUUACAUAUGAAGAAGUUAAAGAAAGGUGAAAAUGAAAAAGGGACAUCAAAAGGAUCUGUGAUCACACCAGUGUUGCAGAAGGCAGAUGCCCUAACUGGUGGUCCACUACAAAAGAAUGAUGGCAGCCAUUUCAGUGAAAAGGAUCAGCAUGAAAGCAGACCUGCAAAGAAAAUUUCUAAGAAAAAGAACGAGGUCAAAAAGCAAAUUACUUCUAUGGAUGACCUUGUCGACUUCAUUCAGUCAUCUGAAACAGCUUCAGAGCAUUGUGAGUUGCCUUACUCUAAGAAUUUCAUGUUGCUGAUUGAACAACUUGGCAUGGAUUGUAAAGAUUAUGCUGUCUUCUUGAAAAUCCAAGAUAUACGUGUUUCCUAUGAGAAAUUAAGGAAACUUAACAAAAAUCACUGUAAACUUCUUAUGGGAAAAAUGACAAAAAUGGAAAAAAUGGUUAGUGCACUACAAAACGAGCUACAAGAAGCCAAAGACAUGAUAUCACGGUUAGAGCAUCAAAAAGUAGAAUGGGAACGUGAAUUCUGCAGUUUGAGAUGUACCUUAAAACAAGAAAAAGAAGAAGAAAGAAGAAAUUCUGAUAUGUUAUGUGAAAAUAUUAGGGAAAAGUUAAGAAGAAAAGAAGACGAAUAUAAGAAAGAAGUUGAAACAAAACAACAAGUUGAACUCGCUCUUAGAACGCUAAACAUGGAAUUGAAGGCCACAAAAAAUCAGGUUGUAGAAGAGCGUGGUGACACUCAGUGGCAACUUUCUCCAGAACAGAAGGCCAGAGUCUUACAAGAUGGAAGUCUAAACAAUCACUUUUGCAAGCAAAAGGAGCUAGAAAUGCCUCAUAAGAAAACUAAUUCUAAGGUAGUUGUGAGACAACUUCAACAAGAACUGGCUGAUACUCUGAAGAAACAGUCUAUGUCAGAGGCUUCCCCAGAGGUUACGUCCCAUCUUCGUCUGGAAGAUGAAACACGGGAUCUCAAGAAGAAAUUAGAUCAAAUCAGAAGUCAGUUGCAAGAAGAACAGGAACGACAUGCAGAGGCCGUAAGAUAUGCUGAGGAGAUAAAAGAUCAUGUGCAAAAGCUACAGGUUAAAAAUGCCAUGCAAGAAGCAACCAUCAAACAUCAAGCGGCCCAGAUUCAAGAUCUUGAGAGCAACGUGAUAAAGACAAGAUUGUUACAAGAAGCACAGGAACGACAUGCAGAGGCCGUAAGAUACGCUGAGAAGAUUAAAGAUCAUAUGCUAAAGCUGAAGGUUAAAAAUGCCAGGCAAGAAGAAACCAUAAAACAUCAAGGGGCCCAAAUUCAAGAUCUUCAGAGCAACUUGCUAAAGGCAAGUUUGUUGCAAGAAGCAAAGGAUCGAGAGGCAGAGGCCAUAAGACAUGCGGAGAAGAUGCUAGAAUUGCAAAAUGCCAGACAGGAAGAAACCAUCAAACAUCAAGCGGCCCAAAUUCAAGAUCUUCAGAGCAACUUGUUAAAGACAAGUUUCUUGCAAGAAGCAAAGGAUCAACAUGCAGAGGCCAUAAGAUAUGCCGAGAAGACGCUAGAAGUGCAAAAUGCCAGGCCAGAAGAAACCAUCAAACAGCAAGUGGCCCAAAUUCAAGAUCUUCAGAGCAACUUGUUAAGGACAAGUUUG
Leopardus geoffroyi (Geoffroy's cat) is the source of this 3000-nucleotide messenger RNA. Its product is annotated as ankyrin repeat domain-containing protein 26-like. The record is from RefSeq and is a predicted model, not a curated record. NCBI's taxonomy places the organism in Eukaryota, Metazoa, Chordata, Mammalia, Carnivora, Felidae. The transcript is spliced from 31 exons. The annotation marks the transcript as partial.